Aphidius gifuensis is the source of this 1680-nucleotide messenger RNA. Its product is annotated as putative E3 ubiquitin-protein ligase UBR7. The coding region runs from base 273 to 1397 and encodes 374 amino acids. Gene Ontology annotation, cellular component: cytoplasm. Lineage: Eukaryota; Metazoa; Arthropoda; Insecta; Hymenoptera; Braconidae. The transcript is spliced from 4 exons. The record is from RefSeq and is a predicted model, not a curated record. Gene Ontology annotation, molecular function: ubiquitin protein ligase activity; zinc ion binding.
GAAUGUUACGUCUUUAAUAAUAACAACAACAAACAAUUGUCAAUCGAGAAAAAAAAAAAAGAAAAGAUUGUAAAUUAUCAGUCAAUAAAACAAAAAUAAAAUAAAUUUUUUUUUUUUGAUAUUCAAACUAUCAAAUUAUUCUAUAUUUUUUUGAUGAAUCAAUAUUAUUUUUUAAAUUAAUUUUUAUUUUUGAAAUAUUAAAUUGCGUUGUGUAGUAAAAUUUUAUUUUGUCUCGAGUAAAUUCUCAGUGAAAAAGAAGGCAUUUUAUAAACAUGGCCGAAUCAACGUCAAGUAAUGAAAAAAUUAAUAAUAUUGAAGAAGAUAAUUCAGUGACAAUGCUUGAUGUAUUACAAGAAGAAAGAGAACUUGAAGAUGAUGCAAAUGCUGUUCUUGGUGCUUCUGAUGAUAAAAAUUGUACAUAUGGCAAGGGUUAUAUAAGACAAGCACUGUAUGCAUGUAAAACAUGUUGCUUUGGUGAUGAUAAAAAACAAGCUGGUGUUUGUUUGGCAUGUAGUUUUCAUUGUCAUGAAGGCCAUGAACUAGUUGAACUCUAUACAAAACGUUCAUUUCGUUGUGACUGUGGCAACUCAAAAUUUGGCAAUAAAAAAUGCAUUCUAGACAAGGCAAAAGCACCAUUGAACAUUGAAAAUAAAUACAAUCAAAAUUUUGAUGGUGUUUAUUGUAUUUGUUCACGUCCAUAUCCAGAUCCAGAAUCACCAGAGGAAAUAAUAAAUGAUCAAAUGAUACAGUGUAUUAUUUGUGAAGAUUGGUAUCAUUCAAAACAUCUUAAUUGCAAUGAUGAUAUACCAGAUGAUGAAUCAUAUGAAGAAUUAAUAUGUUCUGGUUGUAUGAAAGAACAUUCAUUUUUAUGGCGUUAUGCAACAAAUUAUUCAGCAAAUAAAAGUAUUAAAAAUACAUAUGAUAAUAAAUUAAAUAAAAAUGACAAUGCUGAUGAAUCAAUUGAUGUUUUAAAUGAUACAAUUGGCUGUAAAAUGCCUGAAAUGAUUAUUAAAAAUAACGAAAGUUCAUGCUUUUGGAUUUCAAAUUGGAGAUCAUCAUUGUGUUGUUGUGAUGAUUGUAAAAAAUUAUAUGAAAAUGAAAAAAUUGAAUUUUUAAUUGAUCUUAAUGAUUCAGUACAAGCUUAUGAAGAAGCUGGUAAAUUACAACGUUCUGAAUCUGGCUAUGAAAAAGGAAUGAAGGCACUUGCAUCACUUGGACAUGUUGAACAAGUCAAUGCUAUUGAAGAAUAUAAUAAAAUGAAAAAUCAGCUAAAAGAAUAUCUUCAAAAAUUUGCUGAAAAUAAAAAAGUCGUACGUGAAGAAGAUAUUAAAGAAUUUUUUUCUGGUAUGGAAUCAAACAAACGUCAAAAAGUUAUUGUACCAACAUUUUGUCGUUAAAAAAAAAAAAAUCUAAUAAUCACGUUAAGUAUAAUUAUAAUAAUUAAAUAUAUUUUUUUAUAUAUAAAAUAUACUUCGUGUAUUAUUAUUUUUUAAAAGUUUUUUCAAUUGUACACUCAAUUUUGGAGUAACAAUUAUUUAAAAUUAAUAAUAAUCUAAAAAACAAAUUCCAAUUUCAUUUAAAAAUAUAUUAUAAAUUUAAAUGAUUAAUAAUUAGUUUAUGAUUUUUUUUUUUUUUAAAUUUAAAAAAUAAAAAGAAACCCAUCACCAUUUAAAAAAAUAA